AUGCACUCACAGUCUACGAGGCUAAUUUUACAGCAGGAAGUGAAGGCUGUAGUGUCGACCACGUUACCGAUGACUUGGUACUACGGUGAACUAUCCCAAACGCGUCGAGUAAUCACUUUCACCUUCAAACACGGGCUCAGCUCAGUGGACCCCCCAAACACACAACACCAGCCCGGACCCCCGGAGAACCCCAGUAGGACCCCAGACCACACCUGCUUACCAGCCGGACCCCAGGAGAACCCCAGUAGGACCCCCAGACCACACAACACCAACCCAGACCCAGGAGAACCCCAACAGGAACCCCAGACCACACAACACCAACCCGGACCCCAGGAGAACCCCAGCGGGAUCCCCCACACAACACAAGCCGGACCCCAGGAGAACCCCAGUAGGACCCCCAGACCACACAACACAAGCCCGGACCCCAGGAGAGGGGGGCCCCAGUGGGACCCCCAGACCACACAACUGGCCGGACCCCAGGAGACCCAGCAGGAUCCCCCAGACCACACAGGCUUCCAGCCCGGACCCCAGGAGAACCCCAGUAGGACCCCCAGACCACACAACACCAGCCCGGACCCCAGGAGAACCCCAACAGGAACCCCCAGACCACACAACACCAACCCGGACCCCCCAGGAGACCCCAGUGGGACCCCCAGACCACACAACACCAACCCGGACCCCAGGGAGGAGGGAACCCCAACAGGAUCCCCCACAACUAAGCCGGACCCCAGGAGACCCAGUGGGACCCCCAGACCACCUGGCACAAGCCCCGGACCCCAGGAGGGACAGUGGGACCCCAGACCACACAACACAAGCCCGGACCCCAGGAGAACCCCAGCAGGAUCCCCAGACCACAUAACACAAGCCCGGACCCCAAGAGAACCCCAGCAGGACCCCCAGACCACACAACACCCAGGAGAACCCCAGCAGGACCACAGGGAAUAUUUUGUGAUUUCAGCCUUGUUGUGUGACCUACAGUGA
Messenger RNA from Homarus americanus (American lobster), 981 nucleotides. Its product is annotated as proline-rich protein HaeIII subfamily 1-like. The record is from RefSeq and is a predicted model, not a curated record. Bases 1 to 981 code for a protein of 326 amino acids. The transcript has 2 exons. Lineage: Eukaryota; Metazoa; Arthropoda; Malacostraca; Decapoda; Nephropidae.